Acanthocheilonema viteae is the source of this 1635-nucleotide messenger RNA. The record is from the annotation of a GenBank genome assembly. Lineage: Eukaryota; Metazoa; Nematoda; Chromadorea; Rhabditida; Onchocercidae.
AUGGUCCGAAGACGUUUUAUGUCCAGAGGAAGUGCAACAUUUGUUAAUGGAUUGAAUAAAGCUGUCUUGAAACAAUGUGCUGAGCAGCAUCUUUUAUUUCGACGUACAGCUAUAGUGGGUGGCAUACUAAAUGACCUAUUGGAUCAUGAACAUGACUCUUUACAACCUGAUUCGCGCAAAACGAAAAAAGAAGGUAGGCGACGUCGUGCUAAACCCGUUGAUCGAACGAAUAUCAGUGCAGAAGAGCUCGAAUAUCAGCGUUUACUCAAUGAAAUUAAGGAGGCUGAAGAAUAUGAACUUGUUGUUGAACGUGACAAUAGCAAGCUAUGUAAAGAUCGAUCACCUUUGAUUGUUGUUCAUUCAUCCAAGCCAACGACGUCAACUCCUGUUCAGGCUUCUGGAUCUGCGGUUCAUCAAAAUGUAUUUAAAUUUGCCGAAGGUGAACAGUUGAGUCCAAUAAUUCUUGACAGGGAAGAAGUUUUCUAUGAUACUACUGAACGGAUAGCAUCAACAAUCUGCUUACGUGUUGAUGAAAAUGAAGAAGUGGAAAGAAGAUCAGGUAUAGAAGCGAAUGAUUUCAAUUGUUCGCCUAAUGGAGCAGACCUUUUGACAACACUUCAGAAUUCAUCCCCACAGCUUACAAUUCUUAACUCACCUGUUCGCUGGGGAAUCCAAAAUGAAGAAUAUGUGCGCGACGAUGUCACGAUUUGUGCAUCCAUGCAAGGUGAUAGGAGUCUAUCGUUAUGUGAUGGUGCUGGGGAGAACAGGCCAUUCUAUUUAAAUGGCUUCCCAUGGACAGCAAAGUAUGCUAAGAAACGUAAUUACAAGCAAGAACUUUUCCACCUUUGCAUUCAGAAAAGUAUUCAGCCUUGGCAGCUGACAGUACUUGAUUUAUCGAGUCCGGUAAAGCUUGGAGAGGGAACAUUUGGCGAGGUUUUCCGAGUCAAUUACAAGGGGGAAAUCGUUGCGCUCAAGGUGAUUCCUAUUGGUGGGACGAAAAUUGUUAAUGGAGACAAGCAAAAAUCAUUUCGUGACAUUAUCGCAGAAUUGAUAGUUUCGAAGGAAUUAUCAGAUCUGAAGCACAUUGAAGAUGGCUAUUCCACGCAUGGCUUCAUUCAUUUAAGAGGAGCUAUGGUUGUUAAAGGGUCGUACCCAAAAUCUUUAAUUACCGCGUGGGAACAUUACGACAAACGUAUGAAGUCCGAAAAUGAUCACCCAUGCAUUUUUAGCUCUAGCCAGCAUUUUUUACUCUUGGCUUUUGAAGAUGGUGGAAUUGAUCUCGAAAAAUAUGUGAUCGCUAAUGUUUUGCAAGCGUACAGCAUUGUUUACCAAGUCCUAGUGGCGCUUUCUGUGGCGGAGUAUCGACUUUCAUUUGAGCAUCGUGACCUCCAUUGUGGCAAUAUUCUCAUACGAAAUGUGCAGUUCGAUACCGUUGUCGGAGCGAAUUAUAAUGGUACUGAAAUUAGUGUUCCUACGCAUGGUGUUGAGGUGAAAAUUAUCGAUUUUACCCUCUCCAGAAUGUCUAAAGGAACAUCAACGAUUUUUUUUGAUUUGGCGAAAGAUGAUGAAUUAUUCACAGGUAAAGGUUGUUUACAAUACGAGAUCUAUCGAGCAAUGCGCAUGGUGAACAAGUAA